Messenger RNA from Drosophila eugracilis, 1457 nucleotides. It is a transcript of the gene Dus4, whose product is annotated as tRNA-dihydrouridine(20a/20b) synthase [NAD(P)+]-like. Lineage: Eukaryota; Metazoa; Arthropoda; Insecta; Diptera; Drosophilidae. The coding region runs from base 147 to 1337 and encodes 396 amino acids. Gene Ontology annotation, biological process: tRNA processing. The transcript is spliced from 2 exons. Gene Ontology annotation, molecular function: flavin adenine dinucleotide binding; tRNA dihydrouridine synthase activity. The record is from RefSeq and is a predicted model, not a curated record.
CCGUUACUAUCGUUAAAAAGCCCCUAUAUAUCGAUGGUCGACAUUUCGAUAACCACUCACAUGGUAAACACUGAUACGCAACAGUGGUUAUUUCACCACGUUUGGCCCUUGUUUAUGUUUCUUUAGAGUCAAUUAAUUAAUUUACGAUGCAUCUGCCGCAGCAAAGGCCGCACCACGACAUUGCAGCGCUGUUCGCGGAGGCACAAACGGAUUUCCUGCGUGUGAGCGCUCCAAUGGUGCGCUAUAGUAAACUGGAAUUCCGAAGACUCGUUCGCCUCAACGGAGUACAACUUGCCUUUACGCCAAUGAUGAUCUCAGACUCUAUUAACAACAGCGAAAAGGCACGCCAGAACGAGUUCUCUACGGGCGCUGAUGACCAGCCACUGAUCGCCCAGUUUGCUGCCAAGGAUCCCACGGAAUUCGUAACCUCCGCCCAGCUCAUCUAUCCGUAUGUGGAUGGGAUUGAUUUGAACUGUGGUUGUCCCCAAAGCUGGGCAAUUGCAAAGGGUUAUGGAUGUGGGAUGCUUCGCCAGCCGGAACAAGUGCGUCAGGUGGUGCAGCAAGUGAGACGCACUCUGCCCGCCGACUUUAGUGUUUCGGUGAAGAUGCGUUUGCUAGGAGGUGAUGAGUCUUUGCAGCGCAGCAUCGAUCUAGCCCGCCAGUUGGAGCACGCUGGCGUUACCUUUCUGACUCUCCACGGCAGGACGCCAGCACAGAAGCACUCAAAGGAUACACUAGACAUCCCAGCUAUGUCCGAAGUGCGAAAAUCUCUACAGAUUCCCUUGAUAGUCAACGGCAAUGUGGAGAGCUACAGGGAUGCCUGCGAUUUAUACGACCAGACGGGAGCAGCUGGUGUGAUGGCUGCUCGCGGCCUUCUAGCCAAUCCGGCCCUUUUCAAUAGCUCUUAUCCAGAGGGUAGAUCAACGCCAUUGUCCUGCGUUCAACAGUGGUUGGAUAUUGCAGCUGCUGCCGGGGAUAAUCUACUGUUCCAGUGCUUUCAUCACCACUUAACUUUUAUGUACAGUGCUCAAAUGAAGCGAGAUCUACGUAUCCAGUUCAACAGUUUGGGAUCCAAAGAACAGGUGGUCGAAUUUCUCAGGGAACACUAUGACUUGCAAUCCGGUGAGGAUGAUCCAGCGCCGGCUAACUAUACAGAUUGCACCUACACUCAUUUCACACCUCCCAAGCAUGCCCGACACAUUGCCGCCGAGUCGGAUGAGCAGGCAUGGAGUGCAAAAAGCGAUGGAAAGUUCUUUACGGAAUUUAGAGCUCACCAGUUAACCGGCACUGGAGGAGAAGAUCUAGAACUGGGAGGACUCUUUGGGGACGAGAACUGAAUUGAUAUUGCUUAGCUGACUAGGUAAAAAGGUUGUACAAACUAUAUACGGUUUAUAUUCAUUGUAGCUAGAUUUUUUAACAUAAUCUUAUUAUCUUCAAUAAACCAUUUUAGAACCAUA